Molecule: messenger RNA, 4600 nt
Organism: Miniopterus natalensis
Lineage: Eukaryota; Metazoa; Chordata; Mammalia; Chiroptera; Miniopteridae
Source: RefSeq, a predicted model, not a curated record
GGGCACCCCUCUGAUCCCUGUGCCGAGUCAUUCCCCCAUAUGGCAGAGGGCAUCUUCCUUAGGCAGACACUUACCUUCCAGGAAGCUUUUCGUCCCACUCCCGUUAGGUGGUACAUUGUUCUUUCUGUAUUCCUCAGAUUCCUUCUUUUGUUCAUAAUUACUUUAAGGCUGUUCAGUAGUUUAAUUGCCUGCAAUGCCUAAUACUCUAUUGUAUCUGCUGAGUCUGGUUCAUGACGAACUCUUUGUGUUUUAUAAUUUUGGAAAGGGAGCUCAUGUUAACUUAGUUCUUUACUUCUGGGGAUGUUGUCCAGCCUGGCUGGAUUGUGCUGUCUCCUUGAGCCCUUAUAAUCCAGGGAUGCUGUCAGUCUGCGACCACUUUCUAUGUAAAAGCACUUAGUUGGGGGACCCUGGCUGUGUAUUUGAGGACAGGCCCAAGUUUGUGAAUUCACACACAUUUUUUUAUACCCCAGGCCCAGUCCAAGACCAGUUCCUUUGCUAGUGGACUGCUUUUUCCUAGGCCAUCCUCUCAUAGAAGGGUAGGGGAGCACACUGAGAAGUGCUGCAUUCCGGGGGGACCUUUCUCUCAACCCUCUCCUUGUAUUCCCUGACCUCAGCUCUCAUCUCUGUCUGGGCUUUAAUCCCUGACCUCUGGAUGGCAAGGUUAGUAGUGCCCCAGAGGGCCACUGUCUUAGUCCACUGCUAUAACAGAUUACAGACUGAGUCUUUUAUUUCUCACAGCUCUGGAGGAUGGAAGCCCACCGACAAGGUGCUGGCACCCAUGUGUGGCGAGGGCUCCCUUCCUGGGCCGUCCUCUCAUCGUAUCCACACAUGGUAGAUAGAGAAAACUCUCUGCUGUCUUUUAAAAGGACACUGAUCUCCAUCUUCAUGACCUAAUUACCUCGCAAAGUCCCCACCUUCUAAUACUGCCACAUCGGAGAUAGGACUUCAGCAUAGGAAUCUGGGGGUGGAUACACACAUUCAGUCCACAGCAGCUCCUGUGGGGGCCACGGCCCUGUUUGUUUUCAGUCCUAGGUUUUCCUUUCUCUGACCUUUGCUGUGCAUUGGGAUGGGUGUUUGUGUGAUCUGACCCAGCGUAUUAUGAGUCUUUUGUAGCGGGCAGGUUUUCAACAUUUUCUAGUCCUCUGUGUUGCCUGAAAUGAAAGUCUAAGGAGUAAAACUUGUGGUCUUCUGUGAUUCUUAGUAAUAUGGAAAAAGUUCGUCAUAGACACUAAGUCUAUCCUCAAAAAAUAAAUGUACAUCAAUAUUUUGCGCUGAGAUGUUUUCUCGUUUUCUUUACAGGGCACAGCUCCAAGGUGAAGAGAAGCUGGUAUAUUUCUGAGCAUCUUGACCACUGAAAGGAAACCAGACAUGUCUUUGGAGGACAUUCAAAUGAAGCCAGGCGACCUCCUAGAGAGGGAGCACCUGGACAGCGGAGGCUUUGGGAGGGUGUCCCUGUGCUUACACAGGACCCAUGGGCUCGUCAUAUUGAAGAAAGUAUACACAGGGCCGAAGUGCACAGAGUACAACGAGUCCCUCCUGGAGGAAGGCAAGAUGAUGCACAGGCUGAGACAUGAGCGGGUGGUGAAGCUGCUGGGCAUCAUCCUGGAGGAGGGCAACUACUCACUAGUGAUGGAGUACAUGGAGAAGGGCAGCCUCAUGCACGUGCUGAAGGCCGAGAUCAGCAUCCCCCUCUCUGUAAAAGGAAGGAUAAUUAUGGAGACCAUUGAAGGAAUGUGCUAUCUGCAUGGAGAAAGUAUAAUACACAAGGACCUGAAGCCUGAAAAUAUCCUGGUUGAUAACGACUUUCACAUUAAGAUAGCUGACCUCGGAGUUGCUUCCUUUAAGACGUGGAGUAAGCUGACGAAGGACCAGCACAACGAGCAGCGGAGAGCGGACAGUCUCUCUAAGAAGAACGGCGGCACCCUCCACUACAUGGCGCCCGAGCACCUGGACAAUGUCAACGCCCGGCCCUCAGACAAGUCGGAUGUGUACAGCUUCGCCAUAGUACUGUGGGCCAUAUUUGCACACAAGGAGCCUUACGAAAAUGCUAUCUGUGAGCAGCAGCUGAUAAUCUGCAUUAAAGCCGGGAACAGGCCAAAUGUGAAUGACAUCAUUGAAUACUGCCCAAAGGAGAUAAUCAGCCUCAUGAAGCAGUGUUGGGACCCGGACCCGCAAGUGCGGCCAACGUUUGCUGGCAUUGAAGAAAAAUUUAGGCCCUUUUAUUUACAUAACCUAGAAGAAUGUGUAGAAGAAGACGUGAAGAGUUUAAAGAAAGAGUUUCCCAGCCAAAAUGAAGUUGUGAAGAGAAUGCAGUCCCUCCAAAUAGAUUGUGUAGCAAUACCUCCAAGCAGGUCCAAUUCAGCCACAGAACAGCCCAGUUCGCUGCACAGUUCCCAGGGCCUCAGGAUCGGGCCUGUGGAGGAAUCCUGGUUUGCUCCCUCCCCAGACCACCAGCAGGAGCAGAGCGAGCUCAUCCUGCAGAAUAAACUCCAGGAGGAAGCCAACUACCAUCUUUUUGGCAGCCGCAUGGACAGGCAAACAAAACAGCAACCCAGACAAAAUAUGGUUUACAACAGAGAGGAGGAGAGGAGACGAAGGGUCUCCCAUGACCCUUUUGCACAACCGAGACCUCAUGAGACUGUUCAGAUCCCCGGGGUAAAAGGCCUUGCUGCUUCCAACGCAGCCAGUCCUAGGAACACAGUACACCAAGCCGUGGGACUGGCCAGCCAGCCCCAAGCACCCCCCUGGAAUAAUGGACCAUAUAAUCCAUAUGACCUUAGAACAGGUUCAUUGGGUGCGGGAACAGCAGGUCCCAGAUUUUGGUAUGGGCCAAAUGCAAGCCAUACGCCAGGCCUGCAUAAAACUCCAGUGCCUGAGACCAACCUACUGGAAAACACACCCACCAUUCCAUUCAUCUCCCGGACAUCAAGAGGUGAGACUGCACAAUAUUCCAUAUACAACAGUGCUGGGGUUCAGAUUGGAGACAGUAAUCAUAUGGAGGUUGGUGGAAUGAGUUUGCCAUUUCCAGACUACACAUACAUGAACUGGAAAGAGCCAGCUUCUGCGUACCAAGAUAUCUUUGAUAAUACCACUAGUUUGACUGAUGAACACCUGGACCCAGUCAGAGAAAAUCUGGGAAGGACCUGGAAAAGCUGUGCCCGUAAAAUGGGCUUCACCGAAUCUCAGAUUGAUGAAAUUGACCAUGACUAUGAGCGAGAUGGAUUAAAAGAGAAAGUUUACCAGAUGCUCCAGAAGUGGCUGAUGAGGGAAGGCAGUAAGAGGGCCACAGUGGGAAAGCUGGCCCGUGCGCUGUACCAGUGCUCACGCAUAGACCUGCUGAACUGUUUGGUGGCACAUAUCAGCCAGAACUAACUAGAAGGAGCUUCGGCAGCAUGAAGUCAUCUCACUUAGUGAGUGGUCCACUGAACUUGUGCUGCCUCAGACCAUCCACAAUUCUUUCCUCACUGAUGUGGGUUCUGUGUCUACAUAAAAAUCAUUUCCUGCAUUCCAUAGCUGGACAGUGGGAAAGAGGCUGUAGCAACCCACUAAACUGGAAGACCGAUUAAUGGCCUCCAUAAGAAAAGAAGCCUGAUUGGGUUUUGAAAGGGAGAAAACAGAGAUUUGAGAGAGAUUGUUUUCUUUCACUUUAUCCCAUAACCCCCAGUUAUGCUGCUCAUUCAGUUUCCUAGAAUUUUGUUUGAGCAAGAGAAAAAAAUUCAGAGAAUGAACUAAGUCAACUUUCUUAUUUUGUGCUCUUUCCUCUACAUAGGCUCCUGUUAUAACCAAAGCACAGAAAAAUUCUAAGCUCUUCCAACAGGGUUUCUUGGUAUCACAGCCACAGUUCAUUUCAGAGUGACAGGAUCUGCUAACUUCAGUGUCACAUGCUGUGUCACUCACUACAGGCUUCAAGAACUGCAUGGAACCUUCACUCCAUAAAUUAACUGAAGGGAUUUUAAGGUGUACUAAGAAGGGAAAGAAUAGAAAACAAAAACACCACAAUUUCACAGACAGUUGUUGCAAGAAAUUGCUACUAAAUGUGACUACAAAAAUUCUUAAGUUUUUAAUUUUUUUCCUAGUAACCUGGCACUUUAGGCACUUUCCAAACCUGUGUGCCCUGAAGGGGGAGCAGGUGUGCAGGGGUCUUGUCUUCACCUUGGCUGUGACUGGAGCCUCUGGGCCGAUCACUGUUGAACAGUUCCCCCUGGGAGGUGUAGAGACAUUGUCAUUUUUUCCUGUAAGCUAGAACAUAGAAAGGACAGCUUCAGAGCCUGGUGGUUGUGGCUCUAGCUCUCAGCCCUUCAAAGCCCACGUGAAACUCAGGAAUGAAUGAAGAAACUAGAGGACGGAAGGCAGCCGGGCCAUCUCACAGCACUGCCAGCACUUUGCUUAACAGAGAGGGUGUGCCUUUGUGCUUAGCCCCUGGAGGGAAGGAGAGGACGGUGCAGUGUGGUCAGUCCGGCUGUCAGGACAGAUUCUAGUGUCUGGUGGGCUAAUAACAGUAUUAGUGGUUCUGAUUGUAAAUCUCCGUCCCCAGCACAAACGCACGUGGGUGCGCGCGCACACACAAUCCAGCCCCAGCACACGCGUGUGCACCCCCCCC